CUCAUACACAACCUUGACGGCAAAUAACACGAGUCCACUGAGUACACACGGUUUGGACAAAUGUGAACAUUUAUACCGGCUGAAAUGAGGGGUUACCUCAAAACUUUAAACUGGGUUUUUAAAUUUAAGACUAAGAGAACAACUAUAGGAAAACACAAAGACUCUGAUCUCUGUCUACAGAAUGGUGGGGUGGAUGAGUGUCAUGCCAUCAUUGACUGGUGUGAAGAAGAGAGCUGCUACUACAUUAGUGACCUGAACUCUGUCCAUGGCACCUAUGUCAAUGACUGCCGCAUACACAAUGCCACUGUGCGUCUCUCUCCAGGAGACCAGCUUCACUUUGGAUAUGGAGGAUCAACCUAUGAGCUCAUCAUCGACAGCAAGAAACCGUUUCCAUUCCUGUCUGCCCGAUCCGUCACUCCCCAAGCCUGGGUACAAACUCAGACAUCCUCAAUUAAACCCCACCCUCCCACCAGAACUCGCCCAAUGAGUGCGGGGUCCAAACAGGUUACAUUUACACCUGAUCGCAAGACCUAUUCUAAAAGACCGGGGAGUUGGAGUGCUAACACAGAAAGAAGUUGUUACCUCAGAAACAAGAAUUCACCUCACCACACUCCAAACAUUUACAUCUUGCCAGUGGAGGUGGAAAGGUCACACCGUCCGUUAGAGGGAUGUGGUGCCGCGUCUGUGUGUCUUGAAGACGAGUCCCCAAAAAAGGAUGAUGUGAUAGCCUGCCUGAAGAAAGAAGUGUCGGCUCUUAAGCUCCAGCUGUCUCAGAAGCAGACUGAUCCAGAGGUCACACACCGACUGUGCUGCCUGGAGAGUGACAUUAGAGAAAAGAAAGAACAGAUACAACAGUUAAAGGAACAGAUGCUGGAGCUCCAGGCGUGUUCUGGAGAGAUGUUGGGACAGGCUUUGAUAGAAAGAGACCAGAAGAUCAGCAAUCUGUCAGUACAGCUGGAUAAACUAAAGAGUGAAAAUAAAUCCUCUAAAGCAAUGGUUAGCAGUUUACAGAAAGAUCUGACUGCUCGUGAGAAACAAGCUCUCAAUCUAGCAGCUGAGGUGGAUAAACUCAGAGAGAAUGUGAAACACAAAGAUGCCAAGCUCACAAACACGAUUGACAAGUUGAAAGAAGCUCAGAAACAUCAACAUGAACUUCUGUCCAAGCAGAACAUCAUAGAAUCCUUCAAGAAGGAACAAGCUUCUCUGCUGACGGAGAUGGACAGACUGAAGCACCUUCAUCAACAAACACAGCAGAGAGAACAGAGAAUCCAAGCAGAGCUCAAACAUAAAGAGUCAAGGCUUGACAGUUUUCACAAGCAGAUUGUCAAGGCUGCGCACCUCAACUCUGACAAGGUAUCAGACCAAGAGGUGUUGGUCUGUUUUUCAAAAUUAAUGGAACAGAUGGAAACGUAUAAAUCCAAGCUGCACGACUGUGAUACUAAACUCGAAGAGGAAACUCGUGCACAACGAAAAAUGUUGGAUGAGACCCAGAUGUUUAGAGCAAAACUGGAGGAAUGUCAGACCCGGGUACAAGACACAUGCAUGGCAGAUACGGUGCAUAUGGAAAUAUCUGCCCUGGAGGACAUGAAUUUGAGUCCUGCACUCAGCUGGGUUCAGGCACAUUCGCUCUCUGUACUUAACCUCCUGCAUGCACUGCUGCAUAAAGCCGCUCAGAGGCUACAGACAGCAGGCAUAGAUGUGUCAGUGAAGACUGGAGGAGUUUUAGGUGCCUUACAGAUUUUGUCCCAGGAGCACAAAGACAACCAGUCUGAACUCAGGAAUGUAAAGGCAGAGAUACAAAAGCUUCAGGACAGAGAGAUGCAAAACAGAGAUCUUCAGAAUAAACUGGACUUCAUGCAGAAGCAGUCUGAGACGGACAAACUACAGGCAGCCGAGAGACAGAAAGAAAUUAAAAACACAACGACACAUCAUCUGGAAGAGGUGAAAGCUGAUCUCCAUUCAGUCAGAAAAACUGAAGAUGCCUUGCGCAGGGAGAUUGAGACAUGCAAGGCCGAGUGGCUAUCCAAGAUGGAAGAAGCCAAGGUACGAGAGACGGAGCUGAAAGAAAAGAUUUGUGACUUGCAGCUCAGAGAGGAGGAGAAGAACGAGAGAAUGAAACAGUGUGAGGAGAGAGAGAUGAGGGCUCUUCAGAGAGGAGCUGAAGAGGAGAGAGAGAUACACAGGGUUGAGGUGGAGGAGUACAGAGAACAGGUGCGACAGCACGCGUACACCAUUGUUGCCAUGGAGAAACAAAUAAAUAAAGUCCAGCAGAGUGAGGAUAGAUGGAGAGAAAUGGAGAAGCAAAGAGACUCACUUGAGGAGCAGCUUAAAGAGACACUUAAAAAAGUUGAGGACUUUGAAAGCAACAACACGUCAUACAUUUCGGAAAAAGAACAGAAAUUAGAACGGACCAUAACAUCCCUUAGGUCAUCUUUGGUUGCGUCCCAACAGGAAGUGGCUGGUCAGAGUGAGAUCAUUAAUGCUUUAAGUCGUGAUCUGGCCCAGGCCCAUGCUCGCCACUCUGACAUGUCAGGCGAGCUGAGUGAACAACAGAAGAUAGAGUUGGAGACUCACAGAGCUUUAGUGUUGGAGCAGAGGAUUCAGCUGAGCACGCUCACACACAAGCUCACCGCAAUGUCACAGCUGGUGGAACAGAAAGAUGAAGAGAAAAAAAAGCUGGCAGAAAAACUGAAACAAACAGAGGAGGAUCUGAGAAGAACAGCAGCAAGCACAGAGCUAGAGAGCUCGAGCCUUCAAACAACAAGGACUACUAGAGAUGUGGCACUCAUGACAGCUCCUAAUGAUGUCAUCAAUCUGGGUUCAAAACACAAAGGUUAUCGCUGUGAGGAAAUGAUACUUCAGCAGCAGGAAGGUUUGCGUGAUGUGAAGGAACGAAUAAGCGCCCUACAAAAGAAGUGGCCCAGCACACGUCAGCAGGGGGUGCCAGAGAGGCGGGGUGAAAUGAAGACUCAGAAGCUUCAAAGAUCUGAAACCCGAAAAGGAUCAAACAGUUCUGUGAUCGGUUUUGCGUUCCCCGAAGCUCUGACCGAAGCAGCACGAGAACGUACAGCCAGACUAGACAUGUCCGAUGCUCUGGAGCUGAGUGAAAAGACAUACUUGGAGCUAGCACGGGUGCUGUGUGAGGCUCUGGAGCUAAGCGAGGGUGAGCUGUCAGGCUCUGCUAGUUUAAAGCACCUGCCCCCUGAUGAGAGACUGCACAUAUACUCUCAGAGACAAACAGACCUGGAGUUUCUAAGAAGCCGCCUUGAUCUACAGAACACUCAGAGUCAACAGCAAGACCUUCUGCUGGAAGAGAACCAGAGAGAGAUAAACACACUCAGAGAGAGCCUGAUCUUGGGACAUCAGAUGCAAGCUGAGCUUGCGAGUAUGAAGGUAGAGCUGGAAACCCAAAGACAAGAGUCUGAGCAGCUUCGACAGACACUCCAGGACUAUAUGGACCAGCUGCAGAGAAACCAGCAGAAGCACAGUGUUGCCAUCAGAAAUAACCAGGGUUUGGACUUGGAGAGAUCAAACAGAAGGACUGUCAGAGUGGGCCAUCACAAUUGUAUACCGAAUGAAAGCUACAUAAAGACCCCAGCGUUAAAGAAACAGUCCUCAAAGUGGCGGAUUAAAAAUAGAGGAAGUGCAGUGGAGACCCCGAAGCAAGAGCUGUUGAAAGAGCAUCAGACUUGUUCGAUGGUCUCUGAUUUAGCCGGUCCUCUACAGGUCCCAGAUGGUUCCUUACUACACCUGCUCACUGAGGCCAACUGAUACGGACACCUAUUGUAUGAUUAUACAACCACAAAUUGAAUUACACUUGAGAGAACA
Molecule: messenger RNA, 3828 nt
Organism: Triplophysa dalaica
Lineage: Eukaryota; Metazoa; Chordata; Actinopteri; Cypriniformes; Nemacheilidae
Gene: fhad1
Product: forkhead-associated (FHA) phosphopeptide binding domain 1
Exons: 28
Coding region: 85-3771 (1228 amino acids)
Molecular function (GO): protein binding
Source: RefSeq, a predicted model, not a curated record